AGCUGCACAAAACCUCGUCCCGCGUGAUCGAACAAAGAUUCCAAUGUCAUAUUCGUGGUUAAAACCCCUUUAUACAAUUUAAAAACUUUGCUUGUGGGCGUCGAUGAAGUUCGUAGUCGGUUUUGGCAUUUUGCAGUACAUAAACUAAGUUGCAAUAAUUCACCAGGAACCGAAUGGCAGGACUCUAAGGGUUGUCCUAACUUUUAUGAUAGGCCUACCUCUCAGAGGAAGGAUACCAAGUUACGUCACCUACGCCUACAUCUAUCUUGAAUGUGCUUGAAUGUGGAAGAUAAGGUGCAAUCGAGUCAUCAUGGAUGGUAAUAUUAUGCACCGGCAUGAAGGAAAUUGAGAUUGUUUCAUCGUUGAUAUUGGAACACACUGUUAAAGUUUCCUGAUGUCACCAUGCCUGUAUCUCUAAGUGUCUGGCGUGUUAGGAUCGGCACGUAUCUUAGGAGGUAUCGUCAUGAUCCACAGAAAGAAACUGAACAAUCAAAAGAAAAUGACAAUAGACAGAAUCAAUCUUCCAAUGUUUCCUCAAGAGGUGAAAAUAGCAAAAAUGCCAGUGCGUCCUGUCAACAACAUCCGUCUUCGGAUAAUGUAGAAAUGAAAACCGUCAAAAAUGAAUUCCCAUGUAACAUCAACAGUAACACGGUUGAUGUGUGUUCUCAGACUAUGUCGACUUCAGCCAUUCCUGGUUAUGACACCGCCAAUGGAUCUCCAUGUAAUAUAAUAAGCAUCCGUAAUAUCACUCAACAAGCUCAGCAAGGAUCUUUGAAGUGUGCUGAUGACCAUACGUUUUCAACUUGUUCAACAGAGCCGACAGGGAAGGAAUCCAUUCCUGCCUCUGAUCCUACUGACAUCAAGGCUCCAGAGCCUUGUGACCUAGACGAGUUGGACAUGAGAUAUAUAACCAUUAACGGCGUAUCAUCUCCUAGCCUAUGCGAUUUGCUUCAAAUACGUGAACCAGACCAACAUGAUGGCACAUCGGAGUCAUACUCACAGGUAGCUAGUUCUCAGGACGAGGGCAAACAUGGCGAGAAAGAUAUUACGUCAAUACCUUUACGGUCGGGGAUACAUGGUCUAUCGUCGCGUUGUACUGAUCUGGAUACAUCUAGCAACGCUCAGCACAUAUCGUGUACGGGGGAGAUCGCAGAGUUUCAUAGAACACCAAUCUCUCCCGUGAGUAGGUCAUGUUCAUCAAGUGGAGACGCAGAUAAAGUACAAAGGAAUCUUUUCUGUUCUAGUAUGACUAACGUGCUCCUCCUGAGGUCCGGUGACGUGGAGCAAAAUCCUGGUCCAAAUACCGACCCUGGCAAUCUAACUGAGUUCGAACUCCAUCUCCUUGCUGACGGUAUGGAUCCAUCAGACUUCAGGAAGGUUGGACUAGCUCUAGAAUUCACUGAGGCUCAACUAAGUCGGUUUGAGAGAGAUAGCAUUGGCAACAUAAUGCAAGCUACCUAUAAGAUGCUGUGUGAAUGGCUGAAGACAGUCCCACAAGUUGAAGCGAGGGAGAUACUGUCCAACAAGUUAAAAAACAUCAAUCUUGUACAGUUGGCCGACAGUGUACAGAAAGGUAAGGCCGGAGAUCACAUACCAUCAAUGACGGAAGAUGAAUUCCAACGGGUCAUCAUAGAGGUCAAGAAAUAUUCUGCCAUUCACCACUGUCAAAUUCAAGCCGAUCCACUGAACAGCGACCUUCUACUUAAAUUUAAUCGGAUUUUCACAAAUCUGACUUUGAUGGAAGAAGAUAAGGGAACAAAGCAUAAGACACCGUUACUCUACAAAGACCUACUCAAGACCAAGGUAAACGGGGUCUUUCCUCAACGGCUGCUGGUUGAAGGUGAAGGUGGUGUAGGGAAGACAACUCUCUGUGCAAAAAUCGUUUGGGACUGGAUUCAUGGAGCAAGUUACCAAGAUUUCAAACUUGUACUUCUCGUCCUCCUUCGUGAAGUUAAGGAUAAGACAAUUGGAGAGAUCAUAAAGUCCUACCUCCCAGAUGACAAUAAGGUUACAGCCAUGCAGCUAAACAUGUAUGUCUUUUCCCAUCAGAAAGACAUCCUUCUCGCUCUGGACGGUUUUGAUGAGUUUGCUGGCGAUCUGGAUAGCUAUUACCAAAUCGCCCUAAUCAUCCUGAAUCGGCUUUUCAAGUCAGGGAAAGUACUAAUUACAUCAAGACGAUGGAGAUCAGAUGAGAUACGGAAAAUUACAGAGCUUAGAAAGCUGUAUGCUUUCAUUGCCGUGGAAGGUUUCUCUGAUGAGAAUCUCUCUUCCUACGUCACCAAGUUCUUCCAUCCUGACACAAUUUCGGCUGAAGAUUUGAAUCGAUUUAUAUCAAAUAACGAUGUGAUCAGAGAGAACAUGGCUCCAUACCCCAUAUACACAGCUAUGAUGUGUAUCAUGUGGAAAGAAUUCGAUGGAGCUCGUCGCAUAGCAAUGUCGAAAUUACAAACAUUUUCUCAGCUCAUUAACGAGAUGGUCCAAUUCUUGGUCGAUCAUUAUCUCUCAAAGCUCGGUCUGUCCGCAAGAGACGAGGAAUGGCAUGUACAGCGUGCAGAAAUACUUCUCAAUCUAUCCCACAUCGGUGGUCUUGCGUUCCAGGGGCUCAAGGAAAGGCGAUUGGUGUUCACUGAACAAGAGUUCAAGAGCUGGCCCGGGUGUGUCACAAUAGGUUGUCAAGUUGGAGUACUCACUAAACAAGCACCGAUCCUUCAGAGGAGAAGCAGAAUGUGUCACGCACAUUCUGCAGACUCAUCUGUGCAGUUUCCCCAUAAGCUGUUUCAGGAGUAUCUAUCAGGAAUGUAUCUUGCAUCUCUUCACAACUCAAACAAAAGCAAAUACCAUAGGUCGAUGAAGGAUAUAAUCGAAAAAUCAAGUGAAUUCCGUGAGCUUCUGUACUUCACCUCGGCUCAACAGAAGGAGGUUGGAUUGGAUAUCAUAACUCGUCUCAAAGCAUCAACGUCAACACGAUCAAUUAGAUAUGGAGAUAACGAUGAUGACUUCAUCGUUGAUGUAGCAUAUGAGAGUCAAGACCAAACAGUGUCCAAAACUGUGGCAAAUCAUUUAUCGACUUCAUCCAGCAACACACUUGAGAUCAGGGGUGAGAUGCAGGGACACACGGUUUCAGGACAUAUCUUCAUCAUGAAUUAUCGUAAAGUGGAGAAACUGGUCAUUGGAAAGCCAUGUGGACGGACUGCUUCAGAGGACCUGGCUGAAUUCAUGUGCUCCUCAAACACCCUGAGCUCUGUGACGAUCCGUAUGCCUGACUACCCACAUGACCUAGAGGAUGCACACAUGCAUGAUGUGUUCUACUCUGUGCUUGCUCGGAACGCCACUGAUACAAAGGUACGUUUAACAAUGAUUUUUUUUUCCAUAUAACAAAUUCGUAUAAUAUAUAAAUGUAAAUUAAAGUCAUUUUUGUAAUUAAUAUGUUUUGGUAAUAUAUAAUUAUACAUCAUGACCAGGAAUGGUGGUAAUCAUAACUGCGUCUAUCUGCAUGACAUAAAUGGAGAACAUUACUGAUGAAUGUUAAUUGCUAUUUACUAUCAAAAGUAUUACAAUCCUCUCGCUCAGGCUACUUAAGAUAUUUCGGUGAUUUUCCAUUAUUCCGCAUUCACC
Molecule: messenger RNA, 3615 nt
Organism: Lytechinus variegatus (green sea urchin)
Lineage: Eukaryota; Metazoa; Echinodermata; Echinoidea; Temnopleuroida; Toxopneustidae
Exons: 6
Coding region: 403-3375 (990 amino acids)
Biological process (GO): signal transduction
Molecular function (GO): protein binding
Source: RefSeq, a predicted model, not a curated record